CGUCGCGAAGCAAAAGUGGGAAAUUCAGAUCACGAGUCAAAUUCCAGCAGAAAACGGAGGAAAAGAGCGGGUUGCUUACGAUUUCUGCUCAACCCGGUCACUUUCUCCGAUCGUCUUGAUCUCUUUUGAUUCCUCUCAAUCUCCGAUCUGCUUCGGUUUUGCGUUCUCUGUUUGUUGUGAAAUUUUCCGAAUGCGGAACGGAUUCUGGUGAGAGUUGGUGUCGAGGUUUUGACUCGAUCUGAAUUCUAGGGUUUUUAGGUUUUGGAAAGAACGAUCCGUUAUGUUGUCGAAUCAUCUGCAAAACGGAAUCGAGACGGCGAAGCUGGUUUGGUCUCGGAUACCGAAUUCCGAGGAUGGUGAGGUUGAGGGAGUUGGACUUUUGAGUACGAGCGAUGGGAACAUUGUUGAGAGUCUUGACUAUGAAGUUAUUGAGAAUUAUGCCUAUAGAGAAGAGCAGGCACAAAGAGGGAAGCUAUAUGUUGGAUAUUAUGUGGCGGUGAAAUGGUUCUUUGCUUUGCUUAUAGGCAUUGGGACUGGACUCGCUGCUGUUUUCAUCAACAUUUCUGUGGAGAACUUUGCUGGCUGGAAAUUUGAGUUGACGUUUAAAAUAAUACAAACGUCAUAUCUGGCUGGUUUUCUGGUUUACGUAUUAAUCAACUUGGCUUUAGUGUUUUCUUCUGUAUAUAUUAUUACCCAUUUUGCUCCAGCAGCAGCAGGAUCUGGAAUUCCUGAAAUCAAGGGAUAUUUGAAUGGAAUUGAUAUUCAUGGUAUCCUUCUCUUCAGAACCUUGAUUGGAAAGAUAUUUGGAAGUAUUGGUUCUGUUGGAGGUGGACUGGCAUUAGGGAAAGAAGGCCCUCUUGUCCAUACUGGCGCUUGUAUUGCAUCUUUGCUUGGACAAGGUGGGUCCACAAAAUAUCAUCUAAGUUCCAGGUGGUUUCAUGUUUUCAAGAGUGAUCGUGAUCGUCGUGAUCUUGUAACCUGUGGGUGUGCAGCUGGAGUUGCUGCUGCUUUUAGAGCUCCUGUUGGAGGUGUAUUGUUUGCUUUGGAAGAGGUUACAUCUUGGUGGAGAAGUCAACUUAUGUGGCGUGUGUUUUUCACUUCUGCUGUUGUGGCUGUUGUGGUGCGUACUGCAAUGGGAUGGUGCAAGAGUGGGAAAUGUGGGCAUUUUGGAAGUGGUGGCUUCAUAAUAUGGGAUAUAAAGGAUGGCCAAGAGGACUACUCUUUCAGGGAAUUACUGCCAAUGGCAGUUAUUGGGGUUAUUGGAGGUUUGUUAGGGGCCUUAUUUAAUCAGCUUACAAUUUAUGUUACACGUUGGCGUCGUAAUUAUCUACACAAGAAAGGGAAUCGAGUCAAGAUUUAUGAAGCAUGCCUCAUUUCUGUCCUAACGUCAGUUGUGUCUUUUGGACUACCUCUUCUUCGAAAAUGCAGUCCAUGUCCUGAAGCAGACACUGAGGCUGGGAUUGAAUGUCCACAGGCUCCUGGAAUAUAUGGGAAUUAUGUAAAUUUUUAUUGCAGUAACAACAAGGAAUAUAAUGAUCUUGCAACCAUUUUCUUCAAUACUCAGGAUGAUGCCAUAAGAAACUUGUUUAGUGCCAAAACAUUUCGUGAGUUCAGUGCACAAAGUCUGUUGACCUUCUUGGUUAUGUUUUAUACCCUAGCAGUCGUGACAUUCGGUACAGCUGUUCCUGCUGGCCAGUUUGUUCCAGGAAUUAUGAUCGGAUCAACAUAUGGACGUCUUGUUGGCAUGUUUGUUGUUAACUUUUACCAGAAGCUCAAUAUUGAAGAGGGAACAUAUGCUCUUCUAGGUGCUGCUUCAUUUCUUGGAGGUUCAAUGCGGAUGACGGUGUCUUUAUGUGUCAUCAUGGUUGAAAUCACAAAUAAUUUGAAACUUCUACCACUCAUCAUGCUUGUUCUCCUUAUAUCAAAGGCUGUUGGUGAUGCGUUUAACGAAGGCUUAUAUGAAGAACAAGCACGACUGAGGAGCAUACCAUUGCUGGAAUCAAGACCAAAGUACAAGAUGCGGCAGAUGACUGCAAAGGAAGCCUGUGGAAACCAGAAGGUUCUUUCCCUUCCCCGUGUUGUGAAGGUUGCAGAUGUAGUUUCUAUUUUGCGGACCAACAAACACAAUGGUUUUCCUGUGAUUGAUCACUCAAGAAGUGGAGAGACACUUGUCAUUGGACUUGUGCUUCGCAGCCAUUUGCUGGUUCUUCUUCAGUCUAAGUUGGAUUUCCAGCAUAGUCCUUUGCCCUGUGACCCCAGUGGUGGUUCCAGAGCAAUGAGGCACAAUUUCAGUGAAUUUGCAAAGCCUGUUUCUAGUAAAGGAUUAUCAAUAGAUGAUAUUCAUCUAAGUUCGGAUGACUUAGAGAUGUACAUAGAUCUUGCCCCAUUUUUGAAUCCCUCUCCAUAUGUUGUUCCUGAAGAUAUGUCUUUGACAAAGGUAUAUAAUCUUUUCCGCCAACUUGGAUUGAGACAUGUAUUUGUUGUCCCUCGUGCUUCUCGUGUGAUUGGUUUGAUUACUAGAAGGGAUUUGCUGAUUGAGGACACUGAGGAUUCAGCUAUAUUGGAGCUCCAAUCAACUAGUAGGUCAUCGUAAUAGAAGAUUAUUCACAAGGAAUACAGAGGUGGACCGCCCACUUCUUGGCAGCCUGGUCCAGGAUCAUUCUGCCAGUUGAUACAGUGCCAAACCUGCCAGGCGGGCUAAUUCAUUUUUGCUUUUAUCGUUUUUUUUAACCCCAAGGCUUAAAUCAAAUUCCUUGCAUACAUACAUCAUCAGUAGGUCACAGAAUGGAACUUAUAUUUUGUGGGCGUAAUCCCUAUUGUAUGGUUAGCCAAAAAAAUGAAAUCCCUAUUGUAUCCAAUGCUGGGGGUUCAUACUCCAAACUAACUAUAAAUUUUGUAUGAUAUUUACAGUCAUGUAAGAGGAAUUAAUAUUUCCUGAUAGUGGGAAUGGAUUAACGUUGGCAUGAACCCUUUCUGUUCUUUUUUUUUUUUUUAAUUAUUAUGCCUUUUUUGGGUAUAAAUUAAUGAAGUAAAU
Molecule: messenger RNA, 3034 nt
Organism: Rubroshorea leprosula
Lineage: Eukaryota; Viridiplantae; Streptophyta; Magnoliopsida; Malvales; Dipterocarpaceae
Source: the annotation of a GenBank genome assembly